AGCCGCAGCCACUAACGGUGCCGUUGUGGCUCUAGGGUUCGUGCCCGGCGUUUGCUCUCGAAGCCGGCCGGGAGAGGCUUUGCGUGGCUUGACACGGAGGGCCACGACGAGGGCCCCGAAGGGAUGAGCUCCCGGAAAGUGUUGGUCCUGCAGGCCCGAAGGCGCCGCGUCAAGAACCCGCCGGCGGUCGGCAGGAAAGGGAAGCACCACAAAAAGCCAGAGCCUCAGCAAAAAGUUCCUUCUGCACCUCCACCUCCACCACCACCGCCACCUCCACCUUUGCCAGAGCCAGCACCGCCGGAACCUGAAGAAGAAAUUUUGGGAUCUGAUGAUGAAGAGCAAGAAGAUCCUGCAGAUUACUGCACAGGUGGCUAUCAUCCAGUAAAAAUUGGAGAUCUUUUCAAUGGCCGCUAUCAUAUUAUCAGAAAAUUAGGAUGGGGACACUUCUCUACAGUCUGGCUAUGCUGGGAUAUGCAGGGAAAAAGAUUUGUUGCAAUGAAAGUUGUAAAAAGUGCUCAGCAUUAUACAGAGACAGCCUUGGAUGAAAUAAAGUUGCUUAAAUGUGUUCGUGAAAGUGACCCUAAUGAUCCAAAUAAAGACAUGGUUGUUCAGUUAAUUGAUGACUUCAAGAUUUCUGGCAUGAAUGGCAUACAUGUUUGUAUGGUUUUUGAAGUGCUUGGACAUCAUCUUUUAAAAUGGAUAAUCAAAUCCAACUACCAGGGCCUUCCUAUCCACUGUGUAAAAAGUAUAAUCAAACAGGUAUUGCAAGGUUUAGAUUAUCUCCACAGCAAGUGCAAGAUCAUCCAUACAGACAUCAAACCAGAAAACAUUUUGAUGUGUGUAGAUGACACCUAUGUGCGCCGAAUGGCUGCAGAAGCUACAGAGUGGCAGAAGGCUGGUGCUCCUCCUCCUUCUGGCUCAGCAGUGAGUACUGCCCCGCAACAAAAACCUAUUGGAAAGAUAUCUAAAAACAAAAAGAAGAAACUGAAAAAAAGGCAAAAGAGGCAGGCUGAGCUUCUAGAAAAGCGUUUGCAGGAAAUAGAGGAAUUGGAGCGAGAAGCGGAAAGAAAAAAAACAGAAGAAAAUGUAACUUCUACUGUUCCAUCAAAUGAUCAAGAAGAUGAAUACCAUCCAGAAGUCAAACUAAAAACAGUUGAAUUAGAGGAAGUGGCAGAUGAAGAACCUGGGAAUGAGGAUGGUGACACGGAAGAUCAGGAUGAAAAGGAAGACACAGAAAAAGAAAAUGCAGAAAAAGAUGAUGAUGUUGAACAGGAACUUCUAAACUUGGAACCUACGGAUACAACUUGGGUAGAGUCCCCCAAAACAAAUGGCCACAUUAUAAAUGGUCCUUUCUUACUACAAGAACAACUUGAAGAUGAAGAAGAGGAAGAGGAAGAAUGCCCAAAUUCUGAGCAAUAUAAUGUUGAUGAGCCAAAUGCAAAAAGUGAUUAUAGUUACAGUAGCUCCUAUGAACAAUUUAAUGGUGACUUGCCAAAUGGAUGUCAUAAAAUUCCGGAGUCCCAGUUUUCUGAAUUCUCAGCUUCAGUGUUCUCUGGAGCUUUAAAUUCUGUAGCUUGUGGUUCAACUGUUUCAGAAGAGUCAGCUGGAACUGGAAGAGAGGAAAGUACUCCAUCCCAUGAUAGGAGCAGGACAGUUUCGGCAUCUAGUACUGGAGAUUUGCCAAAAAUAGCAAAGACCCGGGCUGCCGACUUACUGGUGAAUCCGCUGGAUCCAAGGAAUGCAGAUAAAAUUAUAGUUAAAAUUGCUGACCUCGGGAAUGCUUGUUGGGUGCAUAAACACUUCACAGAAGACAUCCAGACACGGCAGUAUAGAUCCAUAGAAGUUUUAAUAGGAGCUGGUUACAGUACACCUGCCGAUAUCUGGAGCACAGCCUGCAUGGCAUUUGAACUCGCAACUGGUGACUAUCUCUUUGAACCACAUUCUGGAGAAGACUAUUCCAGGGAUGAGGACCACAUAGCACACAUCAUAGAGCUGCUAGGCAAUAUCCCAAGGCACUUUGCUCUCUCUGGAAAAUAUUCUCGGGAAUUCUUCAAUCGCAGAGAUCACAUAGCACUGAUAAUUGAACUGCUGGGAAAAAUCCCUCAAAAAUACGCUAUGUUGGGGAAAUAUUCCAAGGAGUUUUUCACCAGAAAAGGAGAACUUCGACACAUUACAAAGCUGAAACCUUGGAGCCUCUUUGAUGUCCUUGUGGAAAAGUAUGGUUGGCCUCAAGAAGAUGCAGCAGAGUUUACAGAUUUCUUGAUCCCUAUGCUAGAAAUGGUUCCAGAGAAGCGGGCCUCAGCGAGUGAAUGCCUCAGGCACCCUUGGUUGAAUUCUUAGCAGAAUCUCCAGCUCUCACCCUGGGCCAGCACCCAUGUCCCCACACAUCCGACCCUAAAUGGUGACUGUCAUAAGUUCUCUUUAACAGGAUCAUAAAUGAGCUGGCUUCAACCUCAGACCUUUAUUUUGCUUUGAGGUACUGUUUGACAUUUAGCUUUUUGUGCACUGUGUUUUUGGGAGGGGUGGUCUUUUUGUCUUCAGCUGGUAGUUUUACUGACUCUACAGAAAACACUAAUGUGUCUUUAAGCAUUGUUUCUUGUGUUGUGCGGCAUUCAGACACCCACUUUUUGAACAAGAACAUCCUUUAUUCUCCUCUCAUGUAUUUUUGGCAGGUUUUGUAACUAUUUAUGGAAAAUAUUUUAGUUGAGUAUUAUAUAAUUUACAAGUGUGAGGCAUCACCAAGUCAGAAUUGGGGGAAAAUAUACAAUUCUAUCUUCUGGCAAAGGGACAAUUUUCUUGUAAAAUACUGUAUGUAACUGCACCUGUAAAUGUUUAUUUCCAUUAAAAAUGGGAUGGGGACCCUGACACAUACAUUUUAGAGUCAUGCUGCAAACUCCAGAGACCUACAGCAUCCAAACUAUGCAGCAGAUUUGAAGCUGCAGCCAGGAACUGUGUCAAGAUCUCCUUUUCGUAGCUGUGCCCAGGCUGAAUUUGAAAGAAAGUUGCUCCUAUGUAUGACAUUUCGUUCUCCCCAAAAGACAUUGUAAAGGAAAGGCUAAGACUUCUAUCUAAAGAGAACUCAAUAGUUUUAUCUUUCCAGCAGUGCUGGAAAAUGUCUGCCUGUUUCAAGUGCUUUUAAGGAUAGAUUGGCUUACUUGCUCUGCAGUGAAUUGGGGCAGGAGGGCUUCGUAAUGCUGUCUGAUAAGGAGGGUUAAUGCAUGAGGCUUCAUAAUUGGAAGAGAUUUGGUGAAGGAUUCCUUGGGCAGACUCUUUAACCUUUAAAGAAAGAAAAAAAAGAUGCUCCCUCUUCAGGAAGGAAAAGAAAGAACAGUGGAUUCAAAUUUAUAGUACAAAAAAGGAUCAUGCUCCUUCCAUAUAUAGCUUUACAUGUUUCUAAAACCGAUUGCACUAGCUUAUUUUUCCCAUGAAUUGACAUAUUAAGGAAUUACUCUUCCUUUGUAAGUUGCACACAAAAUUUUAUGUGUUUUCCUAGAAAAACCUAAGUAGAUUUCAAAAGAGAACUCAUAGGCAAUACAGAUUUUAGAAUGUAAAAUUCAGAGGCAUAUUUUAGCCUCUUUUAGAAGUCAGUGGGAUGAAUGUAUUUUUUUCCGUUUUUACAUAUUAUGGUGCCACUUUUUCUUGACUUGGUCCAUUUUAAAUUUAUUCACAUGCUUUUGCAAUAACUAGAUUGUGAGAUGGUUCCCCGUGUUGUAACAAUAACCUAUUGUUUGAGGUGCUUGCAGUUGUCUAAUUAAAGUGGUUGUUUUUUUUUCAGAA
This is a messenger RNA of Sphaerodactylus townsendi, 3777 nucleotides long. RefSeq names its product SRSF protein kinase 2 (gene SRPK2). Gene Ontology annotation, biological process: spliceosomal complex assembly; protein phosphorylation; regulation of mRNA processing. The coding region runs from base 124 to 2340 and encodes 738 amino acids. The transcript is spliced from 17 exons. Gene Ontology annotation, molecular function: ATP binding; protein kinase activity. The record is from RefSeq and is a predicted model, not a curated record. Lineage: Eukaryota; Metazoa; Chordata; Lepidosauria; Squamata; Sphaerodactylidae.